AUGAAUUCAUUUUUUUUCGUGGGGGACGGGAAUACCGAUGUUUGCUUGAUUCGGACUCAUGAAGACCAUGUUCCCUUCAUUUCCACAAUUGAAAGCCAACAACUAUACGGUAAAGACACCUACAAGUUGAUGCAAAACCACACGGCGCUGUACCUUGAAAAAAGGAUCAACUAUGGCGCCAAUGAAACCUUUCCGGAACGCCUCUCCAUAGAUGCUGACGAGUUCAACCGAAUAUGGAAACCGGAAGAAAUCCCAAGCUACCGCAGCCUAACUCCUGGUUUUGAUGUAACAAUCACGGGUUGGGCAACCCAUUCGGAAAAUUACCCUCCUUUUGCGGUAUUAUGGUACGCCAUUGAAGCAUACAACAGCUCCGAGUCUAUUUUCUUACCGGUCACAUUUCAAGAGAAGAAAUCUCAAGCCGCCUAUUUCGUCUUCUACUUUGCGUCCUUUGUUUAUUAUCCUAACAUAACCAGCAGGACGGUUUCCAUCUACAUAGAUGGCGAAGAGAAGGUGCUAACCGAAAUCCCAGACGCGUAUAAAGGUAUUUUUCCCGUAGUGUCCAUAUAUCCAGUUAAUACUACAAAUGGUACGGUCAAUGUGACCAUAAGUGCUGUUGAGGGUUCACCAUUGCCGCCACUUCUUUGUGCCAUGGAAGUCUUUACUACUAUGUCUGAGGUUGUUUCCAAGGCUAGUGAUCAUGAUUAUAUUAAUUUCUCUUUGGUCUUGGUCUUUUUUCUAGUGUUAAGUCUCUCAUUGUCUGGAUUGUAA
Morus notabilis is the source of this 768-nucleotide messenger RNA. RefSeq lists its product as uncharacterized. The record is from RefSeq and is a predicted model, not a curated record. NCBI's taxonomy places the organism in Eukaryota, Viridiplantae, Streptophyta, Magnoliopsida, Rosales, Moraceae. The coding region runs from base 1 to 768 and encodes 255 amino acids. The transcript is spliced from 2 exons.